AUGUUGCACAAUUCCAAUGCUGAGGAAAAACUUUCCACAAUAAUUAAUAGAAAUAGUGGAAAAAGAAAAUCGCUUAUUCUUGAUGAUGAAUAUUAUGACAAGGAACCACUGCAAGGAUUGGAAGAUCAAUAUGUGAAUGUGACCAACCAUCAUAAUCAAAAACAGCUCAAUUCCGACAAUAUUAAUUAUUCCGAGUUCGAAUCGUCCGAAAGUAUGCUUGAGAGGUUUGAAAAUGGCCAAGCUAGCUUAGAACCACUUAUGAUAAAAUUGGAUCAGAUUAACAAUGCAGCACGUAACAGAAUCAGGCAAAAAAAAAUAAACGAUGAUAAACUUCAAACAGACUCUUCGUCAAACAAAGCAAGUAAAGAUAACUUCAGGUCUAGAUUUGGAGACGUCAAAUUCUUCUCUGCACUGACUACUAUUUUUGAUUCGGCGACUUUUAAAAAUUCAGAAUUCUACGGACUCUACUUACUUUUUUGGAUAGGCACAGGAUUUCUUAUGGCAAACAACAUUAUUCAUUCGUACAUUGAAACAGGCGAUAAUUUUUUCGAAACUGCAGUUAUGAGAACCAUGAGGAAAGAUUUGGUGAAAAUUGGUCUAACUGAUUUAGCGAUGUACAUCGGCACAUAUUUUGCAUUUCUUGUUCAAUACGCUUGCCUGAAAGGCUGGAUUGCAUGGCAUUCAACUGGUUGGAUUAUCCAGAGUAUUUAUAGUUUUACACAUUGCGCCUUCUCGAUCUAUUUUGCAUCUGAUAUGUGUAUGUCUUAUCCUUGGAUUGGAAAAGUGUUCCUAAUAUUACACAAUUUAGUAUUGAUUAUGAAGAUGCAUUCCUAUGCCUUUUAUAAUGGAUAUUUAUGGAAAAUAUUGGAAGAGUUGGAGUUCUCGGAAAACUACCUAGAAAGAUUAAAUAAUAGUCUGGUUCAAUUGCCACAGAAUUUUGAGUUGGAAAAAACGAAAAGCAUUUUAGAUGGGAGUGUUCGCUUUUGUAAGUUUGAAUUGGAAUAUCAAUCAAGUGCAACUACCAUGUCGAGCGAGUCUCCAAUAGAAUCUUUCGAUUUGGAAGAUGAUAUUCAUGAUUUGCAAGAAAAGAAUAUAGUUAAAUUUCCUCAGAAUAUUAACUUGUUUAAUUUCUUUGAGUACUCUAUGUUCCCAACCUUAGUCUACACGUUGAACUUCCCGCGUACACGUAGGAUCAGAUGGCACUAUGUUUUGAAAAAGAGUUGCGCUAUUUUUGGUCUUAUAUUGCUUAUGAUCUUAGUGGCUCAAGACUGGAUAUACCCUAUUUUAGUACGUGCCAUGGAGUUACAAGGUUUACCCACCGAGGAAAAACGAACUCGCUGUGUGCCUAUCUUCCUCGAUAUGAUUCCCCCUUUCAUCUGGAUUUAUCUUUUAACAUUCUUUUUGAUCUGGGAUGCAAUCCUCAAUACCAUUGCUGAGUUGAGUCGCUUUGCAGAUCGGGAUUUCUACGGACCAUGGUGGUCAAGCGCUGACUGGGGAGAAUACUCAAGAAUCUGGAAUCGUCCUGUCCAUAAAUUCCUACUCAGACAUGUGUACCAUUCAUCCAUCAGCUCAUUUAAUCUCAGCAGAUAUAAAGCCAUGCUUUGUACAUUUAUUUUCUCCAGCAUAAUGCAUGAAUUAGUUAUGUAUAUAAUCUUCAAGCGUUUGAGAUGCUACAUAACAUUGUUACAAAUGUCUCAAAUUCCUCACAUCGCCUUGAGCAGUACUAAAUUUAUGAAAGAUAGAAGAAGAUUUGGUAACUUUAACUCUUUAUUUGGCUUGGUCUUAGCCCCAGGUCUUGUCUGUACCCUUUAUUUAGUAUUUUAA
Messenger RNA from Debaryomyces fabryi, 1824 nucleotides. RefSeq lists its product as uncharacterized. Gene Ontology annotation, biological process: ergosterol metabolic process. Lineage: Eukaryota; Fungi; Ascomycota; Pichiomycetes; Serinales; Debaryomycetaceae. Bases 1 to 1824 code for a protein of 607 amino acids. Gene Ontology annotation, cellular component: endoplasmic reticulum membrane. The record is from RefSeq and is a predicted model, not a curated record. Gene Ontology annotation, molecular function: ergosterol O-acyltransferase activity. The transcript has a single exon.